Molecule: messenger RNA, 1537 nt
Organism: Boleophthalmus pectinirostris (great blue-spotted mudskipper)
Lineage: Eukaryota; Metazoa; Chordata; Actinopteri; Gobiiformes; Gobiidae
Gene: r3hcc1l
Product: R3H domain and coiled-coil containing 1-like
Exons: 7
Coding region: 74-1093 (339 amino acids)
Source: RefSeq, a predicted model, not a curated record
CCUUGCGUUCAGCUUCUGGGUACGUCAUUAAUGCGACGUUUUGCAGCUAAACAAACCAAACAUAGUCUGAACAAUGGAGCUGGAGAAUCCAAAGGAAGAAUUUUCUGCAGCACAAGCUUCACCCACACCGUCCUCUCAGACCAAACGGCCAAGUCAGCCCCUGUACACCCCCAAACAACGUCUUCAGUCCUCCAAAGACAAAGCCCAACCACAAGGAGAUGGUAAACCAAAGUCCCGACCGAGAUACACCGACAAAGCCCGGAAGAAUGCAAGGAACAAGAAGAGCCAGGCUGGAGCAUCAGAGAACACCACCUCAUCUGGAGGAGAGGAUACAGCCAAUGCAAAUAAUGACAAAGAAAACACAGAGAGGCUACAGGGAACGGAAACCCAAAGCAAUGAUCAACGUGAGGGGACAAAUGUGAAAGGAGAUGUUUCGUCACGGCUGGAGGAAACCACAGCUCAGGGAGAAAAUGGAGAAGAGGAAAGUUGGGACACAAUGUUCAAUGAUGAUGGAGAGUGUCUGGAUCCACACCUGCUUGAAGAGCUUUCCAUAAAGGAUGAAAAAGUGAAAACGUCGAUCCAAGACUCCAGAUUUGAUUACUACAAUAUGAACCGAGAUUAUGAUGAUGACAUUGACCUCACAGAGGAUGAGAUGUCCCACAUUGUUGAGAUUUAUGACUUUCCCUCUGAAUUCAAGACAGAAGACCUGCUCAAAUUAUUUCACACCAACCAACAAAGAGGCUUGGAUAUUAAGUGGAUUGAUGAAACACAUGCUCUGGGCCUCUUCUCAAGCCCUUUAGCAGCUCGGGAAGCACUUAGAUCCAAACAUCCAUUGAUGAAAGUGCGUCCAUUGUCCAAAUCAUCCUCCGCCACAAAGGCCAAAGCUCGAAGUUGCUCAGACUACCUCCUACCUGCCAAGGAGAGACCACAGACAAGUGCAGCUCUAGCUCGAAAGCUUGUUAUUGGUGCUCUGGGAGUGAAGAGCAACUUGACAAAGGAACAGCGAGAGGCAGAAAGGAAGAAACUCCAAGAGGCCAGAGAGCAAAAACGUCUUGCAGCCAAACAAAGGGAGGACGCUUGGGAGGGAAAGUGACUGUAGAGAAAACUACCCCCUGUUUCUUCCAUAAACCCAAGGCUCCUCCUGCUUGGCUUUUCUCAACAAACCUUCAGUUCUUCCCAGAACAGUAUUCCCACACUUUUCUUCCCUUUUCUGUUGCUUUUGUUUGCUGAUUUUCCUCCAACCAUCCCAGAAAUCACUAAUCUGGCCCAUACUCUGAGAAACAAAGCUGGAGGUUGUUCUUCUAGUAAACACUGAAUAUCAUUCAGAACAAACUGUUGUAGUGAUUUUAAAUUUGCAUUUAAAUGUGUAUUUGUGUCAUACUUUUUAUUCAGGGAUUGAUAUUCUGACCUGCAGCAGGUCAGAUGUGUGUUUUAAGUUGUAAGUAUGUGGAAAAAUCUAUAUUAAAACACAGUGUUUACAACUGUUAACAACUUCAAUACAGAUUUGAUAUUUGCAUUACAGUCUUGAAAUUUGAAA